This is a messenger RNA of Gilbertella persicaria, 2916 nucleotides long. RefSeq names its product chitin synthase 1. Gene Ontology annotation, molecular function: chitin synthase activity. Gene Ontology annotation, cellular component: cell septum; cell periphery. Bases 333 to 2885 code for a protein of 850 amino acids. The record is from RefSeq and is a predicted model, not a curated record. Lineage: Eukaryota; Fungi; Mucoromycota; Mucoromycetes; Mucorales; Choanephoraceae. The transcript is spliced from 8 exons.
CACAAUGAAGUUUCCUAAAAUGUUGAAAAGGAAAACAAUGCAGAUUUUAUAAAUCUCUUUUCUAUGUUAUUUAUUCAUCAAACGUUGCGUAAUUAUAUAGUCUAAAUCAAUGAAAGAUAUUGUCUUUAGUGAUAUAAGACAAAUAUACCGUAGACUCAAGUUAGUCGUGAUUAUUUAAGAUCUGCCAAAUUGGUGGAAUCAAUAACAAAUGACACAUUUGGCAAUGCAAGAUAAUACAAACCCAGACGCCUUCUUUUAUGUUUAUCUUCUUGUUUUGAUCGCUCUCUUCCUCUCUUUUUUUAGUUUUAAUAGUAGUAGUAAUAGAUUUAGAAAUGUCUUCGAGUGAUAAAGAAUCUUUAGGUGGUUGGAUUCUCGGCUGGUUUAGUUCUUCUGAUAAGAAAAAAGACGAAGAAAAUCAGCCUAUCAAUAACGAUCAACAAGAAACAAAUUAUUCCAGGAACCAACAAACAUUGUCAUCACUUCGCUCGCAUAAACAGCAAAAUCCUUCUUCAUCAAAUGAACGUCCAAAUAGAAAUAGUGCUGCAACACUAAUACGCACAGACACUGAGUCCUAUCUCGACGCACCAAUGACACAGAAAAAACAACAAGAGGAUGGUGCACUUCGUAGAAAAGUAACCCGAAGACUCCAAUUGACAAAUAACAAUCUCGUGAUUGACUGUCCUAUUCCAGACAGACUAUUAGGCGCCUUAAGUUUUACUGAUCAAGACUACGAUGAAUUUUCGCAACUAAGAUAUACUGCAGCGACUUGCGAACCUGAUCAUUUUGAAUCUGAAGGUUAUACGCUCAGGCCAAAAAUAUACGAUCGUGAAACAGAACUGUUUAUAGUCAUGACAAUGUAUAAUGAAGAUGAAGUUUUGUUUACUCGUACAAUGCAUGGCGUGAUGAAAAACAUUGCACAUCUCUGCAGCUUAAAGAAGAAUCCAGUGUGGGGUCCAGAUGGAUGGAAAAAAGUAGUCGUUUGUAUCGUAGCAGAUGGUAGAAAGAUAGUUAAUAAGCGAGUACUGAAUGUUCUUGCUUCAAUGGGUGUGUAUCAGGCAGGAAUUGCAAAGAAUGUAGUUGAUGACAAACCAGUAAAAGCACAUAUAUACGAGUACACUACACAGAUUUCUAUUGAUUCUGACAUGAACAUAAAAGGCUCAGACAAGGGAAUCGUGCCAGUACAGAUCAUGUUUUGUUUAAAAGAAAAGAACGCAAAAAAGAUCAAUUCACAUCGUUGGUUCUUUAAUGCAUUUGGCCCUAUCAUUAAGCCCAAUGUAUGCAUCUUACUUGAUGUUGGUACAAGGCCUGGUAACAGUAGUAUUUAUCAACUCUGGAAAGCGUUCCAUAGAAAUUCUUUGGUAGGCGGCGCUUGUGGUGAAAUCCGAGUCAUGCUGGGCACUGCUUGCUGUCAACUCCUAAAUCCAUUAGUGGCUGCGCAAAACUUUGAAUACAAAAUGUCAAAUAUUCUCGACAAACCUUUAGAAAGCGUAUUUGGUUACAUAAGUGUACUUCCCGGCGCUUUUUCGGCUUAUCGAUAUGCUGCAUUAAAAAACGAUAUCAAUGGACAUGGGCCACUUGAAAAAUAUUUUAUUGGAGAAGACCUUCAUGGUAGUAGUAAGAACACAAGCAUCCAAAAGACAGGCUUGUUUGAAGCAAACAUGUACCUAGCUGAAGAUAGAAUCCUAUGCUUUGAGUUAGUGGCAAAAAAGGACGAAAGAUGGUUAUUACAAUACGUAGACAGUGCUUUUGGAGAGACAGAUGUACCAAAUCAGUUACCAGAAUUUAUCUCCCAGAGAAGAAGAUGGAUGAAUGGUUCCUUUUUUGCGGGCGUAUAUGGCUUAAUUCACUUCCGCAAGAUUUGGAGCAGUGGGCAUGGAUUCAGUCGUACCUUUCUGCUGAUGAUAGAAGGAGUUUACAAUGUGAUCAGUUUAGUUUUCAGUUGGUUUGCUGUGGGAAAUUUCUUUAUUGCUUUUUAUUUCAUUACAAAAAGUCUUUCAGAUCCUAGUGUAGAUCCAUUUGGAAACGGAUGGGGGGCUAGAAUAUUUGACUUUUUUAAAUAUGCGUAUGCUUUUUUGCUCUUUGUAGUAUUCAUUUGCUCCAUGGGCAACAGACCGCAAGGAUCAAAAUAUCUCUUCAUGAUCUGCCUUGUUGGAUUUGCUUUUAUUAUGUGCUAUAUGCUGUUUUGUUCUUCUUGGCUGAUCUACAAAGGAAUUCAAUUAGCUGCAGAAAGAUAUCAAUGGACUUAUGAUACUUCAACGAACUUUAUGAUAGCAAUGGAUGAUCCAGGUCUAAGAAAUAUGGUGAUUUCUCUCUCUUCCACUUAUGGUAUUUAUUUUGUCUCAAGUUGUCUCCAUCGCCAACCAUUUCAUAUGUUUACAAGCUUCUUGCAAUAUUUGCUGCUUAUGCCAGGCUAUGUUAACAUACUUAAUAUUUAUUCUUUCUGUAAUACUCACGAUGUCAGUUGGGGAACAAAAGGUGACAAUUCAAUUGCCAAAGAUUUGGGUGUAGUCAAGGUAUCCGAGAAAGAAAAAGGAGUAAAGACAGCAGAAAUCGAACUACCUGCAGAUCAGCAUGACAUUAAUUGCCAAUACGAUGAAGCUUUAUUUGCUUUGGAUGAAAAGCCCAGAAGAGAUGAGGAGAGUGGCAAUUCAUUAACAAAAGAUGAUUAUUAUCGUUCUUUUAGAACUCAUUUAGUCUUGGCUUGGAUUGCUUGUAAUGCAUUACUCGUUAUUUUUAUCACAGCUUCUGAUUACCAAUCGAUAUUCAGCGAAUCAGUUGGCGUAACGUACAUGACAAUUUUACUAUGGGUCAACUUUGGCCUAGGACUAUUUCGAUUUUUAGGUUCUUUUAUAUUUCUUAUCCUGAGCAUCUUUACAUCAGGAUAAAUAAACAUCAGCGAUACGCAUGAAAAUGAAC